UUUAUUUAUUCAUUCAUUCAUUCAUUCAUUCAUUCAUUCAUUCAUUCAUUCAUUCAUUCAUUCAUUCAUUCAUUCAUUUAUUUAUUUAUUUAUUAUCUAUUCAUUCAUUCAUUCAUUCAUUUAUUCAUUUAUUCAUUUAUUCAUUUAUUCAUUCAUUCAUUCAUUCAUUCAUUUAUUUAUUUCAUUUAG
This is a messenger RNA of Lottia gigantea (owl limpet), 189 nucleotides long. RefSeq lists its product as hypothetical. NCBI's taxonomy places the organism in Eukaryota, Metazoa, Mollusca, Gastropoda, Lottiidae. The transcript has a single exon. The annotation marks the transcript as partial. The record is from RefSeq and is a predicted model, not a curated record.